This is a messenger RNA of Piliocolobus tephrosceles (Ugandan red Colobus), 913 nucleotides long. It is a transcript of the gene RAMAC, whose product is annotated as RNA guanine-7 methyltransferase activating subunit. The record is from RefSeq and is a predicted model, not a curated record. Gene Ontology annotation, biological process: RNA 5'-cap (guanine-N7)-methylation. Bases 235 to 591 code for a protein of 118 amino acids. Gene Ontology annotation, molecular function: RNA binding. Lineage: Eukaryota; Metazoa; Chordata; Mammalia; Primates; Cercopithecidae. Gene Ontology annotation, cellular component: mRNA capping enzyme complex. The transcript is spliced from 4 exons.
CCCGCCGGAAGCGGAAGUCAGGUGAUUGUCGGAUUCUAGAGGAAGGGGCUCCGUUACAUUGGAGAGCUGGAGUGGUCUGGAGUUCCACGGUGUGGUGAGCCAGAGGUCACCUCUCCUGCGGCUUCUCAGUGUCUCGCCGGGGAGGUUCGGCCCGAGUUGGAUAGACAUAGCCCUUGGCGGAUUUAAACAACCUAAUAAGCAAUACAGCUGCCUCAAAUCUUUGGGAAUUUCAGAAUGACUGACACUGCUGAAGCUGUUCCAAAUUUUGAAGAGAUGUUUGCUAGUAGAUUCACAGAAAAUGACAAGGAGUAUCAGGAAUACCUGAAACGUCCUCCUGAGUCUCCUCCAAUUGUUGAGGAAUGGAAUAGCAGAGCUGGUGGGAACCAAAGAAACAGAGGCAAUCGGUUGCAAGACAACAGACAGUUCAGAGGCAGGGACAACAGAUGGGGGUGGCCAAGUGACAAUCGAUCCAAUCAGUGGCAUGGACGAUCCUGGGGUAACAAUUACCCGCAACACAGACAAGAACCUUACUAUCCCCAGCAAUAUGGACAUUAUGGUUACAACCAGCGGCCUCCUUACGGUUACUACUGAUAGAAAUGUUGGCAGCUUUUAGUAAAAGCAUUUACUCUGUUACCAUGACAAAAGUUUGGGUGUCUUCUGUUGGUCAUAGUUUUAUAUCUGAUUUUAGAGAAUGGAUUAUUGAUUUUGUGGAAGUUGAGACUUUAAAAAAAAAUAGAUCUUACUUGCGAGAUGCAGUGGUUGCUGGGAAUACCUGAAAUUGUGGAUUAUAUUGCUUGACUUCUACCUCAGAAUCUUCUUUUUUCAUGACUUAAUAGUGCUAUGAGUUUGGUAUAUUAUUUGACCUCUAGGAGUUCUUUGUUUUACACAGAAAUAAAAAUUUUUAAAUAGAAAA